CCUUCUUUCCGCGCCCCUCUUGUCUCAUUUCCAGGUACUUCCCCUUCUCGAGCUCUGCCAAUUACUGACCCCGCGGGCCGGGGCAAGUGGCGCCCGAACGUGGGGCUCGAGACACGGGGUCUUCACCUGGUGGAUGCUGCUCGGAAGAUCGGCCGAUCGACUCAUAAGCAGUCCGCUCAGACCCACCCGUCUGAGAAAGUGACUGUGCAUAAGCAGUCCGCUCAGACCCACCCGUCUGAGAAAGUGACUGUGCAUAGCAAGUCCGCUCAGACCCACCCAUCUGAGAAAGCGACCUGCGAGGUUUCCAAGGCCAAAAUGCCCUCAAGUGUGAAUUUCCGAUCCUUGCUUCCCCUGGUCUUCAUCAAAACUUCAUAUGGAGGCUUUGGCAAUCCCAGCAAAGCUCUGCUUCAUCUUCAGCAACAACAAGGAAGUCCCUACCAAUGCCUUGGAGGCACUUUCUCGAGUUAUACUCGCCCCACUGGGAUAUAUCAGUCUCAGGAUUGUGGGGAUAAAAUGGCUUAUCUUCUAUAUCAGUCUGGAUCUAAAUGGAAAUGCAUCCCUAAACCUAAACCCCUCCCUCCAUCCCCAGAUGGCGGACUCCCCCCAUGUCCUUGCCACACUUUUAAAGAAUCCAUGCAUUCCUCCUGUUAUCAACAAUACCAAGAAUGCUCCCAAGGGGAUAAAAUAUAGUAUACUGCCACCCUCCUCAAAGAGCAGUCAGCUAGCCUUGGAGGCGAUUGAUUGGUCUAAUAACCCCCAAGUCCUUGGAUCAACCAAUAAGCUCAUGACCGCCGGAUGUUCUGGAGAGGUUGGACAAAAAGUUUAUUGGCGUCGCUCUCCCUCUGUUUACAUCACAGAUGGGGAUGGCCCCCAAGAUCAGGCCAAACGAAAAUAUGUUAAAGCUCGUAUUGAUCAAAUCAUUGAGGCACAAGUCCCUUCUCUUAGAUAUCAUCCGUUAGCCAAUAUUCAUUCCGGUACAAAGGAUGCAUUGGAUGGGGCCACCCUUGAUAUUUUCAUUCAGACCCACCAGCUUCUAAAUAUCACCAACCCCUCAUUAGUUCAGGAUUGUUGGCUCUGCCUUAAACAGGGCCCAUUCAUUCCCUUGGCAAUCCCCCUGCCUCAUAUUAGUUUUGAUUUUGAUAUAGCUAAUUGCUCUAUUUUUUCCCCUAUUCUAAUAGUUUUGGAAUCCCCUCUUCCUUACAAUUUUACCCCCCAAUGUAUUUAUAGUAUGCCCUUAAAUGAUAGUUUUGAUAUAGAUGUGGGAUUUAUUACCUUUGUUAAGUAUUGUUAUUGUCAAAAUAUUGUUGAUCGCACAGCCCUAUGUUCCGGAAACUCCUUUGUAUUUGUUUGUGGAAAUUCUUAUGCAUAUUCCUUUUUACCUCAAAACUGGACAGGUACAUGUUUAAGCGCUACUGUUUUACCUAAUAUUAAUAUUAUCUCAGGAGAUACCCCUGUCCCAAUUCCCACCUUUGAUUUUAUAGCUGGAAGACCCAAACGGGCUGUACAGCUCAUUCCCUUAAUGAUUGGUCUAGGAAUUUCUACGGCCAUUGGCACUGGGACCGCCGGCCUAGGUGUCUCCUUGCACAAAUAUGCCAAAUUGUCUCAAUAAUUGAUUGAUGGUGUUCAAACCUUGUCUGAUACUACGCAAUAUCUGCAAGAUCAAAUUGAUUCCCUUGCAGAGGUUGUCCUUCAAAAUAGAAGAGGUUUAGAUAUGCUCACUGCCGAACAAGGAGAAAUCUGUCUUGCCCUCCAAGAACAAUGCUGUUUUUAUGCAAAUAAGUCUGGCAUUGUUAGGGAUGAGAUCAAAACCUUACAGGAAGAUGUAGAAAAACGCAGAAGGGAAUUAUGCGAAAACCCCCUCUGGACUGGGCUCAAUGGGUUUCUACCUUAUCUCCUCCCUUUAUUGGGGCCCCUAUUAGGGCUCCUGAUAUUAUUAACCAUCGGGCCUCUAAUAGUUAAGAGGCUUACGGCCUUUAUUAAACAACAGAUAGAUACCAUGCAAGCCAAAGCCAUUCAAAUCCAUUACCAUCGUCUUGAUCUGGCCGAUCAGGAGGAAAAUUACUUGCAAAUCCGAAUGUCUAUGGAGACUAGAGGAUAAGCCUGACGUCUGAGAGGUUCAAAAAGAGAAUAUUGCCAAGUCCUUACAGUCACAGUUACUGGAGAGCCUUGGAAUGUCCCUGAACUUUUCUAGAAACUUCUCCUCUCUUGCUACAGUUGACCCCAAUGAUGGGUAAGACAGUCAACGCCUGACUGAUCAACCUAAGACAGGGGCUUCUGUCGAGAUGUCAAGGCCAUCUUUUCCUCUACAACCUGCCUCUCUGACACCCCUCUACAUGGCCUCCCCUCAUUGACUUGCAUGAUAUAUAUCUCUUCCUCAAUUUUUAUAAUAGAGAAGGGGGAGAUGUGGUAGACUAAGCUGCUAGCCUGUCCUAAGUAAAAACCAAACAGCCUCCAUGUUGACCCGCUGAUCACCCCACCACCACAGUUGUGUCGUUACCCAUGACAACGGGUUUGCGCAGACAAGUGACCUGAUCCGUUACAUAGUAACAUUGUGUUAUACUAUUGUUACAUUCUCCUCCCAAAGUUUAUGGUUAACUAUUUCCUCUUACAAUUUUGCGGUUUUU
Molecule: messenger RNA, 2624 nt
Organism: Fukomys damarensis (Damara mole-rat)
Lineage: Eukaryota; Metazoa; Chordata; Mammalia; Rodentia; Bathyergidae
Product: syncytin-1-like
Exons: 2
Source: RefSeq, a predicted model, not a curated record